AUGCAAGUCCAACCGUCCAAAUAUGUUGGCCUAGUGGCUGACCUGAUGCCGAACAUUCGGUUGAUGCAGGCCAGCGGUCACUUCCUGUUCCGCUACGUCACCGGUCCGAUCCUGAUCCGGAAGGUGUACUCCUGGUGGACGCUCAUCAUGGUGCUGAUGCAGUUCUUCGCCAUCCUCGGCAACCUUGCCACGAACGCGGACGACGUGAAUGAGCUGACCGCCAACACGAUCACGACAUUGUUCUUCACACACUCGGUCACGAAGUUCAUCUACUUUGCGGUCAACUCGGAAAACUUCUACCGCACGCUCGGCAUCUGGAACCAGACCAACACGCAUCCGCUGUUCGCAGAAUCGGACGCUCGCUACCACUCGAUCGCACUUGCCAAGAUGCGGAAGCUGCUCGUCCUUGUAAUGGCCACCACAAUACUGUCGGUCGUAGCCUGGGUUACGAUAACGUUUUUCGGCGAGAGCGUCAAAAAUGUGUUCGAUAAGGAAACCAACGAGACGUACACGGUGGAGAUUCCUCGACUGCCCAUCAAGUCGUGGUAUCCGUGGAAUGCAAUGAGCGGACCGGCGUACAUUUUCUCUUUCAUCUACCAGAUUUACUUCCUGCUGUUUUCGAUGGUCCAAAGCAAUCUCGCGGAUGUGAUGUUCUGUUCCUGGCUGCUGUUGGCCUGUGAGCAGCUGCAACAUUUGAAGGGUAUCAUGCGGCCCUUGAUGGAGCUUUCUGCCUCGCUGGACACCUACCGGCCCAACUCGGCGGCACUGUUCCGCGCAAUUUCAGCCGGUUCCAAAUCGGAACUGAUCAUCAACGAAGAGAAGGAUCCGGACGUUAAGGACUUUGAUCUGAGUGGCAUCUACAGCUCGAAGGCCGACUGGGGCGCCCAGUUCCGUGCACCGUCGACGCUGCAAACGUUCGACGAGAAUGGCAGGAACGGAAAUCCGAACGGGCUUACCCGGAAGCAGGAAAUGAUGGUUCGCAGCGCUAUCAAGUACUGGGUCGAGCGGCACAAGCACGUCGUACGACUCGUUUCGGCCAUCGGAGAUACGUACGGACCCGCCCUGCUACUGCACAUGCUGACCUCCACCAUCAAGCUGACGCUGCUCGCGUACCAGGCAACCAAAAUCGACGGUGUCAACGUGUACGGAUUGACCGUAAUCGGAUAUUUGUGCUACGCUCUGGCUCAGGUUUUCCUGUUUUGCAUCUUCGGCAAUCGGCUCAUCGAGGAGAGCUCGUCCGUCAUGGAGGCGGCCUACUCGUGUCACUGGUACGACGGUUCCGAGGAGGCAAAAACCUUCGUCCAGAUCGUUUGCCAGCAGUGCCAGAAGGCGAUGACUAUUUCCGGAGCCAAGUUUUUCACCGUUUCGCUAGAUCUGUUUGCGUCGGUUCUCGGAGCCGUCGUCACCUACUUCAUGGUGUUGGUGCAGUUGAAGUAA
This is a messenger RNA of Anopheles marshallii, 1437 nucleotides long. It is a transcript of the gene Orco, whose product is annotated as odorant receptor coreceptor. Gene Ontology annotation, biological process: sensory perception of smell; detection of chemical stimulus involved in sensory perception of smell. NCBI's taxonomy places the organism in Eukaryota, Metazoa, Arthropoda, Insecta, Diptera, Culicidae. The record is from RefSeq and is a predicted model, not a curated record. The transcript has 8 exons. Gene Ontology annotation, cellular component: plasma membrane. Gene Ontology annotation, molecular function: olfactory receptor activity; odorant binding. Bases 1 to 1437 code for a protein of 478 amino acids.